Molecule: messenger RNA, 360 nt
Organism: Thelazia callipaeda (thelaziosis nematode)
Lineage: Eukaryota; Metazoa; Nematoda; Chromadorea; Rhabditida; Thelaziidae
Source: the annotation of a GenBank genome assembly
AUGUAUUCGCUACCUUCACUAUUUUUAACACUUUUGCUGAUUGGUUUUAUUCAAGCAGACUGGUUUGAUGAUAUUGUAAGUGGUAUACAUGGUCAAAUAACUUCGGGUGCAGAUUAUCUUAAAGAUAAAGCUGCACCAGCAGUCCGUAAUACCUUUAACAAUGCCAAAGAUAAGCUGAAAGAUCCAAAAACUCAUCAACGUGUUCGAGAUUGGCUCAGACAUGAAGCUUUGCCGGCAAUAAAAGCAAAAGUUGAUGCUGUGGUUGCAUUUUUGAAACGAGAAGUGAUACCAGAAUUGCAGGAUAUCAAACGUGCAUACGAUAUUGCAGCCAAAAGUGAUAAUAAAAAGUCAAGAUCAUAA